AUUUUUUAUCCUUCGAUUAUUGUUAAAUUUAAUUUGAUCUUUUAAUAUUUUAUUUGACAUAUUUAAUGUUGAAUCAAUUACAAUAUGUGAGAAGGAGAAGAAAAAUGAGAAAAGGAAAUUAAUUUAUGGGAAUAAGGAUAAAAAGGUCAUUAAGAGACAAUUUUUUAUUUUUUUGAAUUUUGCAUUUAAAUAAUAAUUCCACGCAAAUGUUAUUUACAAAAAUGAUUAAAUAGUUUGAGUGACUUUUUGAGUAAAAACGUAAAAGUUGAGUGACUUUUGAAAUAAAGAUCAAAGUUGAGUGGCUUUCUGGGAUAAAAGUCUAAAGUUGAGUGACCAUUUGAGUUAUUAACUCGAAAAUUUCCCUGCGUUACUUUCCACGUCUUUGCUGCCAUUUUCUCACUAGCGUAACAACAAUGCUUUAAAUUUUCUGAAGUACUAAAAUAUUUGAUUAGCUGAUAUAUCAAAAUCAAUGUAAUUCACGUGGAGUGAUUAUGCAAUCUUGCUAUAUUUUCAUCUUAUAUAAAACAUACUCAACCUUGAUCCUAACUGAUUAGUCAUCUAAGUAAUCAUUCUUCCUCUAAUUUCGAGAUAAUGGACUUCUCUCUUGCCAUUACUUGUGUUACUACAUUUAUUAUUUUUUUCUACUUCAUUUACAUGCUUUUGGGGAUUUUAAAUCACAAAAAUAGCAACUUUAAUAGGAGAACACCCCCUAAAGUUGCUGGAUCGUGGCGUGUAAUCGGCCAUCUCCACCUUUUCAGUGGAUCUGGGCUGCCUCACAAAAUCUUUGGGCUUAUGGCAGACAAAUAUGGGCCAAUUUUCACAGUAAAAUUUGGAGCCCAUCAAGUUUUGGUGGUGAACGAUUGGAAGAUAGCCCAAGAUUGCUUAACCAUCAACGACAAGGCGUUGCCGAGCCGGCCUAAAGCGUUCUUGGGCUACAACUAUGCCAUUUUUGGGCUUGGCCCAUAUUGGCGAGAAAUGAAAAAGCUAGUAGUACUCGAAUUACUCUCCAAUCAUCGUGUACCAAUGUUUAGACACAUUCGAGAAUUUGAAGUGAAAACGUCCAUCACAACAACAUACGAAAGGUGGUCGAAGGAAAAAAUGAGUAGUUCUUCAAAUUUCAUCAAAAUAGAAAUGAAACACUGGUUUGAGAACUUGAUCAUGACCAUUAUUGUAAGAAUGCUUUUUGGAAAAGAAUAUGAUUUAGAUGAAGGACAAAGGGCUGGAAUAGCAAUUAGAAAAUUUUUCAAGUUACUAGGUACAUUUGUUGUUGCUGAUUUUAUACCAUCAUUAAGAUGGUUGGAUAUAGGAGGAUAUGAGAAAGAAAUGAAGGAGAAUGCUAAGGAAACAGAUUGUAUACUUGAAAAUUGGCUAGUGGAGCACAAAAGAAAGAGAAGUUGUGGAGAAUUGAAAAAUGAGGAUGAAAAAGACUUUAUGGAUAUAAUGUUGUCCUUUUUUGAAGGUGCCAGGGAUGAAGAUCUUCCUGGUUUAGAUGCUGAUACCAUUAUCAAAUCUACAUGCUUCGUAGGUGUACCUUAGUCUACAUUCUCUCUUUGAUUUUAUGUGUGUGAUUAUUAAAACUAGUACGUUACUACAGGUAAAAAAAAAAAAAAAAUAUUAAAGAAAUGAUCGUUGACCUAACUCAAACUAGACAUGAGGAUUGUCCAAACCAUAUAAAAAGACUCUGCAUAUUAUUACCUACUAAUGCGAGACUUCUUCACACACACCUCCUCCCCUCCUCCCUCCCACAACCAAAGUCAGAAUCUGGAGCGUCGACAAUUUUUAAUAUGAUGGUAUCACAAACAGUAAAUUAGGAUGGGCCUGACUAGAGUUCCACUUAGGGAGGAUAAUUUGGUCGUUUUAUAUGGUCUUGAAUAAUCUUCCCUUAUUAGCUUGAUUUGAGAUUGAACUAGGUCCAAAAUUCAUUUCUUUAUCAAAUUAACACACACAUAUAAAUACAUACAUACUAUCUAAAUUUUUAGUUUUUCAUUUUAAUUUGUGUAACUACAUACAUGUACUGAUUUUUAGAUGUUAUUAUAUAAUUUACUGAUUCUUUUUUUGUUUAAUUCCUUUUUAUUUUACUCUUGUUUUCCCUAUCUUGGAAUUAAGGCUAUGUUAGCAAGAGGGACUGACACCACAGUUGUAGCAUUAACAUGGACUCUCUCUUUGCUACUCAAUAACAAUGCAAAAGGUCCAAGCAGAACUAGACAUUCAAGUUGGAAAAGAUACGCUAGUUAAUGAGUCACAUAUAAAAAACUUGGUCUAUUUACAAGCAAUUGUUAAAGAAUCGUUACGCUUAUAUCCACCUACACCACUCUUAGCACCCCAUGAAUCCAUUGAAGAUUGCAGCGCCGGAGGCUAUAAUAUCCCGAAAGGUACUCGUGGAAGAUUCAACGCGAUCAAACCAUUUGGUCGGAACUGUCACACCCCUUUUUCAACUAAAAAAAAAAUUUGUUUUAAGGUUUCGAAAGGGUUUUUAUUAAAAAGUGACAAAUGAAGAUUUUCGUUUCAAAAGGGACUAUUUAUAAUUUUUAUUCAGAGUCACCACUUGGCAUAAAUUUGGUGUGCUAAGUCACCUUGAGAAAAACCUUUUCAAAACAAUGUGACUCUUAAAACUGGCUUGCAAAUAGAGAUUCCGAUUAAGAAAUUAUGUUGACCGAAGGAAAGGUGUUAGGAACCCCUCGAUCCCGUGGUUUGAACACGAUCUCUCGGUGGAAUGUAUCGGCAUAAUUUGACACUAAGAGUGUAUAAACCACAUAAAACACCCAAACAAACAUCAAACAACAAACCAAAACCAAAAUAAUAUUGUUCAGUCCCAAUUAUACAGUCCAAAAUAGGAGAAUUGAGAAAAAUAUAAAACCUAUGCUAAUCCUAACUACGGUCUCGUGCUUUACCCGAUGCCUCAGACCUUGAUCACGAUCCGCCUUCGCCAACAUGAUACGUCGGACAUUCCCCGGUGAAUAAAUACAUCAAUCUUUGGGGCAUUCCCCGGCCAAAUGAAUACAUUUCAAUCCGAAAACAUAAACCAACACAUUCAAAAUUCCAAUAAUCCAUCAAUUAUAAAUUUACCUACCCAAGCCUAGUGUUUGCCUAUCCGCUCAAAGGCAUAUCACGUUUAACAUCAACAAUGAAUCAAAAUAUCAACAUAUUCACUUUUAUCAAUUUUCGAUUAACAUUCCCUUAAAUCCAUUCUCAACAUAAUUUAAUCAAUUUAAUACGCAAUUCACCAAAUCAAGUUUUCACAUUCAAAUCCAACAUCAACCAAUGCACAACAAAGAUUCAAAUCUACCAAACAAACAAGUUAUUCAUCCACGACAAUUAACCAAAAUUCAACAAUAGAAUAGGAAACGAGAUAAAAAAUAGACCUUAAUCCCGCUUUUAUUCAAUCAAAUGAAGGAGCUUCGCAGAUUGGGAACCAUGAACUAGCAGAACCUUGACCCAACAUUCCAAAGACGACCUCCCUGUUUUCUUCCGAUAUCGCGACUCACCAGAGUUAACCAAAUCUCGCCGGAGUAGAUGAAGGUGGCUAUUCAACGUAGAUCUGGAACAAGGUUGGCGUGACUGUUUUCCUAUGGGUUUCGACGCAACAGCAAUCGCCGGAGCUUUCUAGCUCUAUUUUGAUGGAUCUCCGGCGAGAGACUCACCGGAAACGGUCAAACCAACGCUCGUUUCUCUCCCUUGAUCGAUUUUCACUCUUUUCUCACCAUCUCUCCCUCUCUCCCUCGAUCGUGUGUGUGUGUGCCUGGUGUUGUAUGUGCUGUUUUUGAAGAAAAAAAAGCUCCAAAAUUAGGGUCCUUGUCUAAGAAGAAGAAGAAGAAAAUGGCCUUUUUCUUUUUCUUGUAUAUGGCGUGUGUAUAUAUAUAUAUUCCUUAAUUUUGGAAUUCUGAAUAGGAAGCUUUCCUGUGGGACCCACCUAUCCAUUAUCAUGAUGCCUAUGUGUAUAUCCUCAAAAUUAGAAUAAAAUGGUCCCUUUUUCUUUUGUUUUUUUCUCGAAGGUUCCCUGGGUCCUAUUUUUGUUGUCUCACUUGAAUGGAUGAUGAUGAUGUAUAUAUUCAAGAGGAAUGGAGACCAAAUUUGUUUG
Molecule: messenger RNA, 4078 nt
Organism: Capsicum annuum
Lineage: Eukaryota; Viridiplantae; Streptophyta; Magnoliopsida; Solanales; Solanaceae
Product: cytochrome P450 82A3-like
Exons: 1
Coding region: 592-1536 (314 amino acids)
Molecular function (GO): oxidoreductase activity, acting on paired donors, with incorporation or reduction of molecular oxygen; heme binding; monooxygenase activity
Source: RefSeq, a predicted model, not a curated record